This is a messenger RNA of Anopheles coustani, 17805 nucleotides long. It is a transcript of the gene Bruce, whose product is annotated as baculoviral IAP repeat-containing protein 6. The record is from RefSeq and is a predicted model, not a curated record. Gene Ontology annotation, molecular function: ubiquitin conjugating enzyme activity; cysteine-type endopeptidase inhibitor activity. Gene Ontology annotation, cellular component: nucleus. Gene Ontology annotation, biological process: negative regulation of apoptotic process; apoptotic process; regulation of cytokinesis. Bases 539 to 17176 code for a protein of 5545 amino acids. Lineage: Eukaryota; Metazoa; Arthropoda; Insecta; Diptera; Culicidae. The transcript has 27 exons.
CUUAUUUUCUCGUCUGUAAUUAUUUGACAUUUUAUGUUUCUGAAAAAGGCACUUGUGAAAGCGUUCAAUAGUUUUCAUUUCGUAUCGGCUGGCCAGCAAAGCGGGGCAAACCGCUGUACUAUUAACGUCUCGAGCACCGUUCGCGUCGCGAAGUAAAGUGAAAAAUCCGACGAAGAGGAAGUAGUAGUAGCACUCGCUUGGCCCUUUGCAUCAUUUCAUUCGAAUAGGCAGACUCUUUGAGUGAAGCAGAAAACACCAGCCAACAAGCUAUCGAAUCGUUUCUGAUGGAAAGCUAAUCGACGGCUUGUGUAUCUUCCCGAUUCUACGUGAAAAAGUUUGCUCGAUGGUCGUCGUCCAUUGCUAUCGAAAAUGUGAUCUCCUUUUUAACUAUCAAGCAAAACAAAUCUUUGGAAUUUUUCUUCCGUCGUACAGUAACACAGUAAGGCUGUACCGGCGGAGGACUUAAACAAACAAUAGGACGGCGUAACAUUACAAAGGGAAAUAUAGUGUGUGUGUGCGUACGCUAAGUAGCACCAAUAUGGCAAGCAGCGACGAUCAAUGGCUGAAGGAGGAUGGAUAUCUGAACGUCGAUACGGAGUCCAGCUCCAUCAUGUACCACCCGCUUCUAAACGUGAUUCUUGUGAUUGCGAGCAAUGGUGAAUUGAAGCUGCUUGAUGUCAACUCUGGAGUCAUACUUCAAACCUACCGAGUAUCAGAUACGAACAUGGUACGAUGCCGGUACCUGCCAACGCAGGAUAAGAUGCUGAUUUGGAAUGGGCGGAACAUUUGCAUGCGGGGCGACUAUAACGGUGUGCUGCUGUUGGAUACGAUCUUGCAGGCCCCGGUGGCGCUCACCGACGAUCGCGUGCGACUCGAGCUGCUGCUGUCCGAAGCGCUGCUCUUUCUGAAGUGCCUCCAGAACCUAGAAGAGCACGGUCUGGAAAAUAUGAGCGAUGUUACGAACGAGCUGACGCAAAAGAUAAGCGAAGCUCAGUCGCACUCGAAGCGUGGCAUCAAGGCUCAAAAGUGGGAAACGGUCUGCUUGGAGCUGCCCCACUCGUCCCUGCGCAUGGUUGCAAGUGGCGUGGUGAUGCAGCUGAAGCGGCUGGAUCAGCACAUUCCUGCGAUGGCCAUCGCUUCGGCGAUUAACGAGCGACUGACGGAUCUGCUGGUUGGGGCGCGCGUGAACGAGUCAGCCAAUUCGGUCCAGCGUUUUCAGAUGUACUCCGAGGCUGCCCGACGGCAAACGUUCGAAGCGUGGCCGCACAUGGACUACAAGUGGGUCUUGCCGGAUCAGAUGGCACAGGCCGGCUUUUACCAUCAGCCCGGCGAAAACGGAAACAAGGAUCGGGCGAUGUGCUUCACCUGCGCCGUGUGUCUCGUUUGCUGGGAGAAAACGGAUGAACCGUGGAGCGAACACGAGCGACACUCGCCCGACUGUCCCUUCGUCAAAGGCGAAUUUACGCAAAACGUACCACUCUCUGUGACGUACGCCACCAGUCCAGCGGUGGCAACCGGUGGCUUCACUUUGAUCUCAGCCGGUGACCGUGGGGUGGUUUUGUGCACCGGCAAUCCGGGUGGGGACGUUACGGUUUGGAACAUCGAACGGCAGCUCACAAAGGUUUACGAGUUUCAGGUGAAACUACACCCGGACAUUCUCACGACGACCACGAUCAGUCUGCGCGCUACGGUAAACUCGAUCGAGCUGACGGCUCUGGCGGCUUAUUUUGUCCGUACGUCCUCCGGCGGUGGAAUGCUGCAGCGUCGAGCUUCUCUUUCGUUGAAGCCAAAAAUGCUUGGCACAAAGAUAGUGGCUGCGGUGCGCGUCAACAGCAUCGAGCCGCUGGACGAUGAGGAAGCUGAGUACGCUGAGACGACGCUUCUGCUUAUAGUUUACAACAUCGAGGAUCCGGAGGUCGAUGAUUCGGGUCCGGGCUCGCCAUCGAUGGGCAUAAAAAUGUCAAACAAUCCUCCUCAUGGGAGUGUUGGUGGUGGCAGUAAUGUGAAGAAAACCAAUCUGUCCACGAUUCUGGAGAGUUUGGAAGACGAAGGAGUGCUAGUGCUUGAUGAGCGCACUGGUUUGAUCAAACAGGCGGAGCAGUUGCUGAAAAAGUCCAAUAAAUCCAAAAAGAAACAUGUAACCGUCGCAGAUGUCACCGAGAGCGAUAGUUGCAGCCUUAUAUUACCCAGUUCGAACGUUACUAGUGCCGUGCCACCCUCUAGCUCGAUCAAUAUUGUGUCCGAUGCACUUGCCACGGGUAUCACCGGUUCCGGUGGUGCAGAGGGAACUGGUGAUGGUGGAGGGGGAGGAGGUGGAAUAAGCAGCACCUCGUCCGAUCAGGAUAUCUGUUGCAUGCCAUUGCAGUACAUCGAACUGCCACCGAUAUUUGUAGAAUCGCACGACCACUACUACAUCUCGGAUACCGUCCCUUCGAGCGACAAUCGGUUCCUGCUGGUCGUGCUAAAGCUUGAUGCUAAUACUGCCGCCAUGGGCACGACAUUAGAGGGCACGGAAAAGGAAAAACAAGAGGAGCUGGGAGAAAAGGAGCUGGCAACUGGCAAUAACAGCAGCACCAACCGAUGGUAUGCAAUUCUCUACCUUUACUUUCUGAACGAAGACGGGUUGGUGCGAUCGGAUGAUCCGCUGGUGAAGUGCCUGGAGCAGGAUCAGUCACCGCUGGAAAUAACGAUGCUGCCAAAAUGUGACGGCACCGGACGCCACUUCGGUGGACCGGACACGGAGCAGGGCAUCUUUGUGAUGACGUGCGCCGAUGGAAAGUUGCGCAUCGUGUCGUUGAAAAGUCUUUCGAUUCUGUCCGAAGCGUCGGUAAAGGACGAUCGGUUCGUGUCGGCCACAUACUGCAAGAGCCUGGAGCGGUUGUGCGGGUGCACCCUGAAGGGUUGCCUGCAUUUCUACUCUUUCUACGAUUUGGACGCCGAUUCGAGUGACGAACGGGACGAGGAGAUGGUUGUACCAUCGAUUGCGCCUGUAGUUUCGACCGGCGCCGAUGGUACAGCCCCUCUGGAUUCCGGAAUGGAACGCUCCGGCCUGUUGUCGUAUGGAGGCUCCGGUGGUGGUGCGGAUGGAAGCACGAUGGGCAAUUACGGUACCGAGGCGCAAAGAAUCGCAAAUUCCAGUGACGGUUCUUCGAUGUCGAAUGCCGCUCCCGGAUCAUCUGGUGGCCCUCAGGCGCAACAGCAGCAUCCCGAUGGCGAAGGGCUACAAUGGUUGCUGGCUUUCCGGAACGAUGUGGGCAACGUGAACAACCUGAAGGUGUUGUACUCACUAACGUUGUUCAGUGAAAUGUUGACACCGUAUUCAGCGGAGGUGCCGGCAUGCUGGAGCGAGCUAGAGCAAGCACAAAAGCAACGGCGCAAUUCCCAGCAUUUGCGUCCCGGAGAUGAUACGCAUCUUACCAAAACCUGGCGCCUGCACAACGAUGCGUCCACCUGGGACGAGCAUCUUAUUGAGCUGAAUCUACCGAAGUGUACCUCGCUCGGGCACAUCGAUUUCAAAUUUUCACUUUACCAACCGUGCGCGAACUCGCCGGCAAUACAGGUGACCCUUUUGAAGCAGAAGUCAAUGGGGUUGUGCACGCGCCGCAAGACACAAUCCAUUAAUCGCGUUGACGAAUCGAUCAACUUCAACAUUGGCGCAGGCGAGGGUAAAAACUUCGUCGAGAAUCCGGUUCUGAGUGAAGAGUACUUGCAGGCACGGAAUGCGGAAAUCGUGGUCGGACCGAUCGAGCUCGCUUCCUGUAUGGACCUUAGCGAACAGGGAGGCUGCGUGACACUGACCAGCCCGAAGUUACUGAAAUCUAAGGGCCGCAACUACUUGCUACACAUCAAAACAAUGACGGAUUUGUCAAAAGAUGGUCAAAGUAAAACCAGAGUUCCGGUGCGCAAGAAAGGCAUCACGAGCAUACUGCUAACGUCCUUCGCGAACAUGUCGGCCCAGAGCUCCCACGGUUCCACCUUUGGCCACGGCAAGGAUGGGGGCAGCGUCUCGUUUUUCCCCGACUCGUCCGGGAAUGUUAAGACACGCAAAAAUGAUUUCUAUAUAGGUUGCGAUUGGUUGAACGAAAUUUCCAUCACCGUGCGUGCUACGCGCCAAGUCUACAAAGUGGAACACGAGCGCGCCCAACGGCUUGCGAUGCUGGAAUCAAAUAUGUUGCUGAAAAAUUUACUCAUGCUACUCCAUCCGGAACGACCGAUAGGAUCUGGAACAGAUCCAUCGCAGGGUUCUUCGUCAGCGAAAACGAAAGUGCCGUUGGCUGAUGAAAACAUCAUGAUCAUGCAGCAAAAUCUUGCCCUAGACAUUCUCAUCUGGAUUGUAACGAUUCGGAUGAUGCGCUAUCGGUACCCGAAGAAUCCUUUCGCGAAGCGGCCGGCUCCGACCGAGCUACGCAACGUCGCCUCUGCAGAUCUGAACUGGCAGCAAACAGAGUGCGUGCAGAUCAUUGAGAAGCACCUCGAGCGGAUCAUUCGGCAGUGUAUCGUGCUUGCGAAUCGCAGUAUUGCGCAUAAAUGCGUGAAAUUUUUGUCGCUUGCGUUAGAGGGCGCUCAAAAUAUGGUCGACCGAAGCACGUGCAGCUCAUUCGAAAAAUCUUUGAACGACGCAAUCGUGGCCUGCCUGCCGGAUAUAGUGAACGCCAAUCAUGCCGGCGCAUUGCGCUGGUUUUCCUUGCUUAUUACUGGCACAACGGCACCCGAGAACCACCAGUCAGUGACUGAUCGCUGCAUUGGGCUGCUGAAAACGGUUGCGGAAGAACUGCGGAAACGCAAUAAUCCCUACACGGCACUGCUGCGAACACGCUUCGGUUUACACGGCGCCCCGUUCGAUUCGGAGGUGUUUGAUGCGCAGCCACUGGAUGGACGCCUCGGGGCUGCCAGUGGGGCAUUUCCGUUUGGCUGUAUACCGGGCAAUGUGCUCAAUGGUGGUGGCCCCGGUGGUAAUGGAACAUGUCCGGCCGGAAGCAAUUCCGGACUACAUUCCGCUGCUUCAUCGCUGCACGGUGGUGGUGGUGGUGGUGGUACGUCGUCGAUUGAUCUGCGGUUAAUGUGCUUCGCGGAUGGGGCCGACCUUAAGUGUCUGCCGGAUCAGCUUCGCAGUCGCGGCAUAGGGACGCAUUUUAUCGGGCUGUUGGAGGUAGAACCGCUGCAUUACGCAUGCAGCGCCACGUCGGAUGCUACACGACUAGAGAGCAUCGAUGCAAAUGGAAUUACGACAUGCACCAGCACAAGCACCCCGGUUAACGGAUUCGGCAGCGGAGGCGGUGGUGCCAAUGGGACUAGUAGUGGUGGCGUUGGUGUCGCCACUGCAGUUGGUGGAGGCGGUGUUGGUGGCACUGCUGCAACUGGAGUUUCUGGAACUGGCGCUACUGGGAACAGCACUCUAGUAGGAAACACAGACGUACCCGUCUACAUCAAGCAUGGCAACAAAUAUAUAAGCAUCAACGAUAUCAUCAGCGGGGCGGCUGAUGCGCACGGAAUAAGCGACAUAAACGUGGGAAUAGUUGAUGCAAGUAAACUCAAUGCUGGUGGGGCGUGUGAUGAUGUUGUCCUGUUGCACGAUUCCCUUAUUACCGGCAAUUGGGGUUCCAUGGAGCAAGACAACCUCAACAGUAUGAUUCAGAACCUGAAGGAUAAGCUUGGGAAUAGUGCCAAAGCUAUCGCUGUGUGCGAUAUGCUUGAGCAACAGUACCCGAAAGGGGGGCAGGAGAAAGACAACCUGGGAGUUGGUGGCAGCACGAUAAACGUGAUGACGAACGUGAAAAACUUACUGGUGGACAAAAUCUUCUACGCCGCCCUGGAGAAGUACAAAAAGAUGUCCGCGAUCAACCCGUCCGCACCGGAUCCGGUCGGGCUGUCCGGGUUUCUAUCGCGCACCGUGCACCAACAGAUCAAGCUGAAGGAAGAUUUCUUCGCCGAUGCCUCUAAAAACAACGCACCCACAAUAGACGGAACCGCCGCACCCACAAAAGACGGUACCGUAACACCGAGCGAAGAAAAAGUGACUGCUACUGUUGCCGAUACUGCGGAAGCAUCGGGUGUUGCUGAUUCGGCUGAGUUCUCGUCGACGCCCGUAACGUAUGAAAUUGUGCACACUGAACAUCUCAAUGCGAUGCUCCAAAAUUACCUGGAGGAUGAUGUCCUGCCUGCCGAAUCGAAUCAGGUCAAACUGCCGUUAGAGUUAAAUCCCAGGGAUGCGGCAACAGUGCAAGGUAGCAGCGGAGUGCUUCAUUCACCUCCAUUGAACAACAAAAUACAGGAGUUUAUCGAGGACCGGAAUGCGGACGAUGCGGAGAACGCAUUCGAUCAGCCGGGAGGUCUACCGUGGCACAAGCUGCUAAGCAGCCCCCCGAAACAGAUGAUCGUCGUGGAACGCAUGCAUUCCGGUGCUAUACGAUAUGUGACGCUAGACUUUGGCGCACCGGUGAUGCUGACGGAUGUUAUCAUUCCGGCGUUCGCCGAUUUGGCGUCGCUUUCAAUCGACGUGUGGUGUUUCGAGGAAGAAGCGGACAGUGUGCGUCUCGUCGUGUCCCAGGAUAUUCAUUCGCGGGCGCUCGUGCUCAGCGAUCUGCAGCCCCCGCCUAUCUGUCGUUACUUGAAAUUAACGAUAACCGGACGCUACGGGAUGUCGGCCACUCGAUGUCGCAUUCCGAUGGGUUCGUUCUUUGGGCAUAUCGUCAUUCUGGACCAGGAAGCGUACGCCGAUCCAGUGAUUAAAUUGAUUGAAAAGAGGAAAACAAACCUGCCGGUACAGCUGAAAAUUCUCAAAGCCCUCUACGACGAUGUCCAUUGUCGUUACUGCCUGGCGAGCACCAAGCUCAUGGAUUUGCUCGUGCCCUACUUUAACAGCGACGCAUCCAACAUCGCGCACAUGCACGCAUUCUUGAGCCGCAUGAAAGACACUUCAUUCGGUGGCGCUUUCAAUGCUGACUCUUACUCGUAUGCCGGAGCCGGAGGUGGUGGUGGAAACAGUACGAGCAGCUUGGAAUACGCCAAGGUAAUCGCGGCGUACGAAGAGUGCAUCGGAUUUCAGCAUCAACUGAACGUCAUACGAAGGGUGAUUGAUCGGAUCAGACCAUCGCUCGGCGAGAACCAUCCUCUGUUGGGGCAGCUCAUGCUCCCGACCCAACCACCACCCCUGAAGCCGGGUUCGGAUCUAAGCUCGGUUUACACGGACAAACUACGCAUCAUGAGCGAGUGUCUCAUCGAGGUUGUACUACAGUUGAUUACAACCUUCGGCAGUGUGUCGCUGGUGCUCAGUGGCCUCGACCAGUUUCACCAACAGAAAGGUCAGCAAAUAGACCAGGAGCUGUGUAACUUGCUGUUCGACACGCUCGUUAUCAACGGGGAGGCGCACAUUCAGCUUGCGACCUGUUCCAUGCUCGUGCGGGUGUGUUGUUUGGAGCCGUGGUGGGGCGAUUUCAUUGCCGACAAAUUUCUACAGCUCUACUCGUCGCAGAACGAUCGUAUCUUUCCACAGGAUCGCGUGUUUCUGUUGCUGACGUAUCUCGGGCGAAGAAGUAUCGCCAUUGGACGUAGCCGUACGACUGUCAUCGAUGCCGUACUACGGUGCUUAGCAACGCUGCUCGCUCCAUUGGCCACGAGCGGCGCAUCGGGGAUGAGCAUCUGGUGCACUACCGAUUUGAACUUGUUAGGUUGGAUUCUGCUAUUUCUGUCGGUUUGUCUUGACGACGGUACGGAAGGUCGCAAAGAUCAGAGCAACCUACGCUGGGAUUUCAUGUCCGGCGAAACCGACAUCGUCAAAGCGCGCAUGAACAUCAACAACAGCGGGUUACGUACACUAACGCGAACCUUCAAGAAACGGCUGCUGCAAACUAAGCAGUACAGUUCCCUGUCGUGUACAUCAAAACUUGAAAUGGCUCUGAAGCAGCAGGAAAACAAUCUGAAGAAAUUGACCGUCAACAUUAAGCAGAGUUUCGGCGACUACUUCAAUGAGAUCAAUAACAAGAUGAAGGUACUUGAGGAAAAGAUGACCGCUCCGACGACGAGCGAUGCCGCUGCCACCGAACCGGUCGGUAUUAUAGUCGGUAAUGGCCUAGGUAGCAGUGGUGGAGUAGCAGCCUCGUCGAAGGCUGGUGGAAGCGGAAAGUUUGCGGGUGGUAGUAGCAGCGGUGGUGGAGGGUGUGAGCGCAUAUUGCGGGAAAUUUCUUUCGAGCGUGGCAUCGAUCGUGUCAUCGGACACUCGUCGACUACAUCGACCGCAGACACGGCGGGUGCAAGCGAGAACGAAACGCCGUUCGAUCGUGGACUGAAGUCGGUAAAAAUCGGCAACAUCAUCGUGGUGAUACGGGGUCUUAUCGGGUUGCUGCUCAGCAUGGAUUUUACCUGUAACAUGGAUCUGUUUCUGAUCACGUGUAAGAUUAUUGCACGCCUGGUGCUGGCAUGCCGACCGGCGUUGCAAUUGUCGAAGAUAAUCACCACCAACCAGCUGCUGCAGCUCGUGCGCAUCGCGGUUUGGGAGAAUCAGCAGCAGCCUUGGGCCGUGCAUGCCAUCACCUGCUUGCUGCAGGACGUACUCGAGGCCGACAAGAGCUUCAAGGAUGACGAGAAUGAUUCAUCGGAGUCGUCUGGCGACGAGGCUAACGGUGGUACUGGCAGUACGUCCAAUCAUCACACUUCGUCCACAUUACCAUCGAUGCGGCCACCGGUGGAGGUACCGUACAAGCAACAGCAGCAGCCGCAGCAACACCCACAGCAACAGGUGACUUGCGAUCUGAGUUACGCCGAUGUGGCCAAAAACCAGCUUCCGUCGGUGGUGGAGUGCGACGACGCGGUUGAGAUGGAGGAUAUCCUUAUCAUCGACGAUAUACUUUCAUCGCGCGAGAAGCGCUUCCUCAAACGAGAUCUCACACCGAUAGCGUCGGUUGCGAGUAAAUUUACUUUCACCAACAAAACCGUUUCCUUCGCCAUGGACUCGAGGUUGGAGAUGGGUUUGGAUACGAACGUGGAGAUAGUGCUUCGACGAUUGACUACAAGGGCCGCCUACAAUCUGAUCACCAGCCUACCCCACACGGCCCUCAUGCCGGAGCUGAUUACCUUGGGGGUAACGUCUCAACCCACCGAACCACUUCCUGCCUGGCCGGAGAGCAUAGUCGAAGCGUGGUCCGGCCCAGAAUACUUGCAGGGUGCCGGUGAAACGAAUAGCAUGCUAACGGAGGUGUUCGACAAUGUGUUGUCCGAUCUGCACCUGGUUGAUUCGUGGCUAAACCUGGAGAAGAUCCUCCAGCUAUGGCUAACACUGAACGGUGAAACGCUCGAGAGUUUCCCGGGCAGUCGUGGUGCUGGCCUGAAUCCGUAUUCGUUUCCGAAAAUUCCUUUCGGUGACCGGGCGGUCCAUGGUUUACUGAAGGCACUGGCAACCCAUCCGAACAUCAAAUUGCGUGCCUGGUGCCUCGGGUUCCACUGUUUGAUACUGGCGUGCAAGCCACACUUCGAGGUGACCGAUUGCAAGGACAUGAACGAGACAAGCUGUGAUAAUCACUUCCGCCGGAUGGGCAGCCUCAUCGUGAACGAUGAGAACUUUGAGCGGAUGUUGCUGCGUUUCUUUUCCGGUGUGGAUCAAUCCAUGGUUUCCCAGGAUGGUUGUAGCAGUCGUUAUGCUGGACCGACAAUUUGCAAACUGGUGGUGGAGCUGUUCAUCUGGCUGGAGAUACGUUGCAAUAUGAAAGAGAAGCUUAAGCAAACACUGCUGCGCGUCACGCUCGCUUUGGUGCAGUUUGGCGGGGCUAUUGCCAACCAGCAGGGACCGAUCGAUGCUCAGAGUCAGAUGAUAAAGGAACUGCUUAACUUUCCGUACGACAAGACUGAUCUUGGCGUGGCAAUGAGCGUCAUUGAGUGUGUUUCCCAUCUCGUGUAUAACAACGUUGUCAAUGUGGAAAAACUCUAUUGCCAAAAGUCGGUUGAGCCAAAUAACGCCGGUGGCGGUAUGCGUUUUGGUAAUCUGUUCGCGUCCGUGUUCAACUCGGAAAACAGUCGUUCCUGCCGUUAUGUCACCGAUAGCUCGCUUUUGGUAGACCUGCUGCGUCUGGCAUCGAUUCUUGUUACUACCAAGAACCCGCACACGAAUCUUGGUUCUAGUAGCGCUGGCGUUAGUGUAGGCGGCGAAGGCUCUGGCGAUGGUACGUCUCACAGCUCGACCGCCGGUGCCAGCGGUGGCGGUUCUGGCUCUGGUGCUGGGGUAGGUGUUGCGGAUAAUCUGAACACUUCCAGCGAAAGUCAGACGGAUGAAAUUAAAGCGGAACAGCAGCACACGACGGGUGAUACGCGACCGAAGGUGCCCUGCUUUGCGGACACCGUACUGCAGCACUCGCCGACGAUGAACCGGCUAAUGGGAGCUCUUUCGCACUGCACCCAAGCCUCCGCCUCGAUUCCCAUCCUAGCGACCGUCAAUAAUGGAGAGUGUAGCGCCUCGACGAUCCGAAACUCGGGCUCGUGUACGCUGCCGUAUGCGAUAUUUCAGCUGCUGAUGGUCCUCUGCCAGAAGGCGUCCGAGAACGAGCUAGUGGUGAGGCCGCUAUUCGAGUACAUCAACGGUACGUCGAACGUGCGACAUGCGAUGCCCAAGCUGCAUCUGUCGGAGCCAUUCCUUUGGCUCAUCCUGAAGGUGCUGGGGACGCCCGCGUCUGUGGCAAUCUUUACCGAUCUCGGCGGCAUCCAGGUGCUGUGCGAGAGCUUGGUACGCAGCAACCGGGCCCUGAUCAACACCCAACCCAGUUUGGUAUCGAUGAUCAUGCAGAGCCUGUCGAAAUCCGGCACCGGUGGAAGCGUUCCUGGCGCGGGAGGAAUGCCCUCAUCAAUGGCCGGUGGAGGUGGUGGCGGUGGUGCUUCCGGUAGUUCAUCCAAGAAGAGUACCCCUAUCGUAACCACGCCGCGCAACGAAGAAGGGCUGAUCAACUUUGCACCGUACUGUACCAUCACGUCGGACAACCAGUCGGUGCAAGCUGCCGACGUGCUGAUACAGGCCCCAAUCGCGUCCCAUCGGCGUGCGCGAAAUCCAGCAUGGAGCUACAUUUUCUAUGCGUACGAAUCGCACGUCGAUCUGACGCUCACGCUACCGACGGCCGUGCUGCUGAAGGAGGUUCAACUGCAGCCACAUCUGGCAACCCUCGCCUCCUGCCCGUCGGCCGUGGCGAUCGAGGUGACGCGGGACAACAUACUUGGUCCGAUUCCGAUUACACAACCCAUCUCGACGGUGGGAAUGACUUGCAUUCGGUUGCGCUUUGCUCAGCCGGAGAUUGCCACCAGUGUGAUCAUUCGGUUGUAUCGGCCGCGUGACGCUAUGAACAUUGGCCUGACGCAGAUAUCGAUCCUGGGCACGACGACCUUCGGUGAGUUACCGGUCCCGAUGGUUGGACCAGGUGGUGGCAGCGGUUGGAACAGUGUAUCACUACUCGGAGGCGCAGUGGGCCCGACGGGCAACAUGAAACCGUCGAAUGAUGUAUUCAACGGAGUCGGAACAUCGACAUUGUACACUUCCCCGUACAGCUAUGUUUACGGUAUGGGUGCUCCGGACGGCGGUGGAGGUGCUGCAGGAGCAAUGGGAGGAGCAGGAGGUCUCAUUCCGGGAGCGAUUGAUGACGACGACCGAGUGGCGGCCCGAACCAGCCUUGCCUGGUUGCGCAUCCUGACGCAGUGCUUUAGCGUGACGAUUUGCUACGCCGACCAGCAGCUCUCGGAUCGGGUGAUUGCCGCGGCGAACGAGGUUAGCGGGUUCAUGGAAGCGUGCUGUGCUCUGCUCAACAUUGCGCCCAACAGUCCGAACGAUACGCUGCAGAACUUGGAAACGGUGCUGCUGAAGCUGGGUCUGCACAGCCGUGAGAUGGGCCUACGUUUGAUUAACAGUCUGCUACGCCAGAGUAUUCCGCAGACGUUCCAGCUGUCGAACGACUCGAUCGCGGAUCUGCUCUACCAACUGUGCACCAUGCAAAACAACGAACAUACCGCCGAUCGGCUGCAGGCCAUGUUGGAGUGGGUUUUGUCGUUGUACGAGCGCUUCCGGGCUAAUGUGGUCUCGCGAAACCACCGGCUGGCGCUUCACUCGACCAAUCCGUACAGCGGCUUUAUACGGUGUUUGGCCGCAAUCCUGUGGCAAGCGUACGCUACCGAUCUGAUUCCGAACUUGGUGGACAUGGUUUCGCGCGAGCUCUUCGACGUGCUGUUCGGUUGGGUGCAGGAACUGGAGCACACCGAGAGUGGGCCACUGAAAAAGGCGCUAGAUGCGCUGCUUUGUUCGAUUUGCUGCAUACGGCCCGAGUUCUUUACGAUGCUGUUACGCCGGAUGGGUGUGCUGGUGCCGAAUUUGUCCACCGACCUUACCGCCUCGAUAUCGGAUGACCGCAAAGAUGGGGAACGACGAACGGAUGACAGCAAGCAGGAGGAAUCGGACACGACCGAAUGGUACAGUCAUCUGGUGAUCGAAGACAUUGGCCGGUUGGAUCUGUCCCGCAGUCAGCUGGCAACGAUUGCGAUGGCUUGCCAGUCGCCGUUGGCCGUACAGCAAUUGAUCGAUUCGGGGUUGCCGAAAUUGCUCAACUCGGUGCUGCUGGAGUUUUGCCGACGGGCGGCUGAUUGUGUCGAAAGGCGGUCGAUGUCAACUAGGGUUACCAACAGAACUGUUGGAACCAGCUCCAAUGCCAGUAGUGCCACUACCCAUCAUACAUCCACUGAAGGUUGCUUGACUGACGCCGACAAAUGGACUAACGGUGGUUCCACGGACGCAACACGAAACUAUCCGAUGGUGAACAUUAGCAAGGUGACGGAAAUUCUGGGCUUCUUCACAGAAGUUUGCUCCGAAGGUCACAUGCGCGAUUGGCUUGGAAGCCACGAGGGGGCAACCUUUUGGGAGCCACUGCUGUUGCUACUAUGCAACAGCCAGUUGGCAAACAUUAGUCGCGAAAUAACGACCCAGUCCUGCUUGGAACUGGAGGACUGCCUCAUCAAGUUCCUAUCGCGUGUCACUACGUGCCACCCGAGGAAUCAAGAAGUGCUGACGAUCAAACUCAUCUCGGUAAUACGUAAUUCAGAUCCUUUGGAAGACACUGGAGCAAGUGCUAGUAGUAGCAGCAAUACCAGCGGCAGCAGCAGCAUGGGAGCUUCCCCAAGAAACUGCAUUUCGGGCUUCACGCGACGACUUGUGUUGCAAAUUUUGCUCGAAAGUGAAAAGAUUAUGGUGGCUGUACGAAGCGAUCUGCCGCUGAUGCAGAGCAAGGACGCCUCGAGCGGAGGCUGUCUAUACAAUUCCAUCGCGAACCAUCCCUCCAAGCGUCCGAACGCGCACCUUAUGCUGUUCCAGCUAAGUACCACCGCCAAGUGUCAGGACAUACUGGAUCACUGCGCGGCGUCUGUGUAUCAGCCGGUUUUGCCAACGGUUAUACCUCCUCUGCCGCCCGCUCAAUCCACACCACCGGGUGCGGCGUCGGCAUCCGGAACAUCGAUUGCAGUCGGUACAAGCGAGCACUCGACCAUAUCAUCCGGUGGUGGUGGUGGUCAAUCCUCUACCUUGGCCAUGGGGGGUAAUCGUGGCGAAGGUGAGCUGUGGGAGUUGGGUAUGGGACUGGAGUUCCUGAGUGUUGCGGCGGGUGUUACGGCAAAGGAUAAGCGACUAAAGGAGGCCAAAAAUCAGGCCACCACUUUGCGGCGGAAAGAUCUGAUGUCAUUGUACAGAACAAAAAUGGACGACCUGAGGCUGUCCAUGUCGGAUGGUAUGUAUCUAACGCAUCCAUCGGUCCCGGAGGUUAUUAUUACGAGCGAUACGACCAUCUCACAGCUGCUAACGAUGCUGAAAGGGGCAGGCGUUUCUCUUUCGAUUCCGUGCAUCAAUUUGAACCUGGUUGAUGGUAAAAAUAAACCGGUAAGCAACGAUCUCAACUGCGGUGAGCCAUCUUCGACGAUGGCUGCGUCGUCUUCAUCGUCGGGAAGUACGGCGGCGGGCACGCCAUCUGCUCCGGCCUAUAUGCGAGCCACCGAGUUUCUGCCGCAACCGUCACCGCUGCAGAUAUUCUCCAGCUGUGGUGGACUUUCGCUACUAGCGCACUAUCUCCCGACCGUCUACCCGGAGAUGCCCAAGACGAGCGCACACUAUUUGGACAAAGAUCGUAGCCCAGCGGGUGCGGGUGGCAGCGGCGCUGGUGCUGGAACUAGCGGAACUGGUGGCAAUGGUGGUGGUGGAAUCGGCAACGAGUGGGUAAAACUCGAGCAGAUGGAUGAAAUUUACGAAGAUUUGGAUGAUGUCGUCGCCGAGGCCUCCCCGAAGGCGCAAUCCGUUUCGGUGAUUCCACAGCACUCUCUGGCGGCUUUCGCGUUGUUCCUGCGCCUUCCCGCAUAUUCAGAGGUGCUGCUCACCGACACCGUACGAGCGCAGUGUCUCCUGCGGUUAACACUGGGUGUGACCGGGGACGGCGAGGGUCACGAGGUAUAUAAUCUUCCGCUGUCGAUUUCACUGCCGACGCUACCGUUCGAGGUAUUCCGGCAGCUGCUGGAGAGUUCACCCUUGACCACCGACGAUGGCGUUUUGUUGCGGCGCAUGGUAAUCGAGGUUGGCGCGAUACACUUGGUACUGAACUGUCUCAGCAUUUUCACGCAUCACAACAAUAACGGCAGCACUGCUAGUACUUCGCGAUCUGUGGGCGGUGGUAAUGCUCCACCAACGAACAACAACACCGGAUCUGUGUACAUUGGAUUUCCAGCUGUGGGUGGUAGCAAUACGGCCAAUGGCGGCAACGGCAAAUCGACGUCGGCGACAACAACCGGUAAUGCCAGCACCAAUACUGAAGAACAGCUAAACGCCGAAGACAAGGGGCAUAUGUACUGGGCCAAGGGAACCGGCUUUGGCACUGGCUCAACGCAGCAAUCUUGGAACGUGGAGCAGGCGCUGUUACGUCAGAAAACGGAAGAAGAACACGUCACCGUCUUGCUGCAGGUUUUGUCGAGCUACAUUAAUCCUGGAUGCAAUAAGUAUACCGUAACCGCUGGUAAUGACGAGCAACUGAACUACCGAGACUGUCACGAAUCGUUACCUGAACUGCCACCGAUCUUCCUGGAUCUACUGCAGCAAAGCUGUCUCAUUCCUGCCCUCAGUUCCUAUCUGCGAAACGAUUCAGUGUUAGACAUAACCCGACACAUCCCACUAUACCGAGCAAUCCUGCAACUGCUUAGGGCGAUUUCGCUCUCGAACCAACUGGCCACACUAUUGGUAAACAAGAGUGCUAGCGAGGGCAAAUUGUCCAUCGCGGGAUUGCUAUCAAACAUGAAAGCGUGCGUUGAUACCUACGCCAGUCGUUUGAAAGUGAACAAGAAGUCCAACCUGAAAGGUCAAACGCAGAAAAUAAUCGUUAGCCUGGACGAUGGCGACGACGAAGGGCUAGCACUGAUGAUACACGACAUACAGCUGACCUCACUUCUGGUCCAGAACGCGACCAAUACGGACGCCACAAACGCUGCGGAGGAAGAGGAAAAGCAGUUGAUACCGCGUCCGAUCACAAAGUCGGUGGAGGAGCGGUAUCUGGAGAUUAUGAAAGCGCUGCAAUUUGAUACUUUCGAGAUGAUUGCUGAAUCGGAGAAUGGAUACCGUUUUGCGAUAUCGCACCAUUUCGAAUCGAACGUUCGUAUGGCCGGAGAUCGAGGUCACCCGGGACGGGUUAAGCGUUUGGCACAAGAAACGGUAACCCUUUCGACCAGUUUACCGCUUUCUUACAGUAGCUCCGUGUUUGUGCGGUGCGAUACGGACCGGCUCGAUAUCAUGAAGGUGCUUAUCACGGGACCCGCCGAAACACCGUACGCGAACGGCUGCUUCGAGUUCGACGUGUACUUCCCUCCCGACUACCCGAACUCGCCAAUGAACAUCAACCUGGAGACGACGGGGCGUAGCACGGUCCGCUUCAACCCGAAUCUCUACAACGAUGGUAAGGUUUGCUUAUCGGUGCUGAACACCUGGCACGGGCGGCCGGAGGAGAAGUGGAACGCGCACACGUCCAGCUUUCUGCAGGUGCUCGUGUCGAUCCAGAGCCUCAUCCUGGUACCGGAACCAUACUUCAACGAGCCGGGCUUCGAACGGAGCCGCGGGACACCCUCGGGGACGCACAGUUCCCGCGAGUACAACAGCAACAUCUACCAGGCGUGCGUGCGGUACGCGAUGCUGGAGCAACUUCGACAUCCGUGCCCGUGCUUCCGCGAGGUCAUCCACGCGCACUUUUGGUUGAAGCGCAACGAAAUCUGUGCCCAAAUCGAGGACUGGAUCACGGAACUGAGCAAUCCGCUGCAAAACGAGCGAACCGGGCGAGCGAUCUCGUUCAAUGCGAUGGUACUGCGUCGUCAGUAUCGGCAGCUUCGGGAGGAGCUAGCCAAGCUGUCACCUCCGGAGGGGCUCGAUGAAGCGGACUAUCCGUUCACCGCCAUUAGCACCAACAGUGCCAAUGGCGGCGCCACACCCGCCGGAGGUUCGACGACGUCCAGCACUUUGUCGACGACGAAUGCGUUCGGUUGUCCGUCCGGCUCGUCGUCAACCUCUUCCUCUUCUUCAUCAACGUCGUCCUCCUCGUCGACGUCCACCUCAUCAUCGUCUUCGUCAUCUUCAUCGUCCACGUCAUCGGGUUCCUCGACAUCAUCCAACUCUUCGUCACACAGUCAGGUAGCAAGUGGUGCCACCGCCACCGGAGGGGUGGUCACCGUUUCCAGCGGGGUAGAAAGCUCCAACAGUACCGCGCCGGAGACUGACGGAAACCAAUCGCACAAUUACGCGAAGGAGGAGGAUGAUACAAUGAUGGGAGAGGGACAGCUACGUGCUGAAGAAGAGGCUGAUGCGCUCGCAGUGACGAUGGUUGCCGUGGAGUACUGCAUGCAUUCCGAUAGCGAUGGCGGCGGUGUUGCUGGCAGCGACAAUGGAGGCGGCUACAGCGAGUCCUCCUCGAGUGGUAGUAGCAAUGUGACGGGUGGUUCCAGUUCUGGCGAUAGUAGCGAAUCGACAGCCGUUACCGGCGGGAUCUCAGAGGACGCGCUCGAUCCGCACCUAUUGCCUUUGAUCACCACCGACGAGGGGCAAGAUGUGAGUAACGAGAAGAAGUCUCCGCCGUGUGACGCACAACAGGAUGAUGCGCUGGAUGAAGAACAUUCGCUCCCACUGGAGGACAUGUCUCACCCAAUGGUGUGAAAUAAAUUUCUAAUCCAUUGAAGACCGACCUGAAAACGGAGAAGGAGAAGGCCUGUCAACCGACUAGACUAGAACCUAACUUUAACUUAGCAAGGGCAUAAUAAAAAAAAGCUAUCGUCUGGUGUGGGAGUAGCAGAGAUGAAUCCUAGAUUGGAAACGUUUGAUGAUGUGAUAUAAUUAGUUUUUCUUGCUCAGUGGCAGGACCGAAGGAUUCUUAGGUAGCUCGAUCGAACGAUGGAAUUCAAUCCUUGUUAAGACGUUUGGUAGAGAAAAAAGAAAACGAUAACAAACAGGAGAUCGGCAAUUUUUCGUUUAGAUAUAUACAUUAAUGUACAGAGAGUGUUAUCUCUCUUUGUGUGCAAAUCAAGUCUUACGAGCCAUAGGAAAAACAAUAAGUAAUAAUAUAAACCCUUAUCAGUUACAAAUCAUAUAUAGCAUUUUUUUUUUCUUUUUUUAUGCAUAACACGACAUUAACACUCACUCACAAGCUAGACUAGGGACGAUUCGAAGGAAAAUCUAUAUAUAUGUACGAUGCGUCGAAGAACUGCAAGCUCAACCAUCCGAUCCUAGUUUGUUUCAUUGGCGAUUGUUUUUUUUUACGAUUCACAUUACAACAUUAUUGAACUUAC